Amorphotheca resinae ATCC 22711 is the source of this 2280-nucleotide messenger RNA. RefSeq lists its product as hypothetical. The coding region runs from base 1 to 2172 and encodes 723 amino acids. Gene Ontology annotation, molecular function: ATP binding; ATP hydrolysis activity. NCBI's taxonomy places the organism in Eukaryota, Fungi, Ascomycota, Leotiomycetes, Helotiales, Amorphothecaceae. The transcript is spliced from 2 exons. Gene Ontology annotation, cellular component: cytoplasm; mitochondrion. The record is from RefSeq and is a predicted model, not a curated record.
AUGCCACCCCCAAUAUCGCCGCAAAUUUCCACCGGAUUGACUAUCACGAAUCCGCUGGUUUUGUACCGUGCUCUACUAGCUACCAAACGGAUUGAUCCUGAUCCUGCACAGCAUAGGCUAGCCUUAGAGCUCCAGAAGAUCUAUUAUCGUCUCAAAGACUAUUCUCCUCAUGUUGACUAUGGAGAGCGACUGCGGGCUAUCAGUCGAGCUGUUAGCGAAGUCCCCGAAGAUAAGGAGACAACGUCGGCAGCAGUGCCUGGGCAUCCAUUGAGGCGAAACCCUUUAUUUGCACGCCUCUUCGAAAAGAAGCAAGAGAAAGAUACACUCGCUUUGACGCGAGUCCUUACAAGUCAUGAAUCGGCUAUGAGCCUUGAUUCCCCCAGGGGUUUACUCCUCCAUGGAGAGGUAGGCACAGGUAAAUCGAUGCUUAUCGAUCUCCUAGCAGACAGCCUCCCCAAUCGAAAGAAGAGGCGGUGGCAUUUCAAUGCCUUUAUGCUGGAAACUUUGGCACGUCUGGAACACCUUAGAAAGACCCGCUCAGACGGGAAUUCUGAGCACAGCCUACUUUGGCUCGCCAAGGAUAUGAUAGAAAAGUCACCAAUCUUAUUCUUAGAUGAAUUCCAGCUACCGGACAGAGCAUCCAGCAAGAUCCUGAGUAACCUUUUCACUGCUUUCUUUCAAUUGGGUGGUGUGCUCAUUGCAUCUUCGAAUCGGAUGCCUGAUGAACUGGCUAAAGCUAGUGGCGUGCAUUUUGCCGUGCAACCAAGAGCAGGUUUUGCGAGAAAUUGGUUGAGUUUGGGAGGCGGAAACACUCUCCCGGCGGACAACGAAUACGCUGGCUUCGUCGAUGUUUUGAAGGCAAGGUGUGAUAUAAUCGAUAUUUUGAGUACUCGUGACUGGAGGCGGCGAGAGGCAGAAGAAACAGAGACUGAGAUAGGAGAAACCGUCGAGACUAUGAGAGAGGAAAUGAUAGAAGGCUUUUCUGGACCGGAGAUAUUAACACCGGGGAAGCUUGCGCUUGAUCAUGAGCCAAGUCAAUUAAACAGAAGAGCAGAAGACCGAAUCGACGAAACUACUAAAGAUCAAUCGAACCCUGUGAAAGCAAAGACUCCGAAGAAAUACAUUUUAGUAUCCGCAGAUAAUGAAGAGGUUUGGAGCACAGUCGUCCUCUCGACACUCCCUCACGCACGAGGUACGAUUCCAUGGCAGACCACAACUCUUUCGGUAUACGGAAGAGAAGUACCUGUUCCUCGACAUCUUGCAGGGGUUAGCUUUUGGACGUUCGCCGAACUCUGCGGUGAAACCUUUGGUCCGGCGGACUACAUUACAUUGGCUUCCACGUUUCACACACUUAUCCUUGAUGAAGUUCCGGUACUUACACUCGCACAAAAGAAUGAAGCAAGACGACUCAUUAACCUACUUGAUGCACUGUACGAGGCCCGCUGCAAGCUCGUAAUACGUGCGGAGGCUGGUCCCGACGAUCUUUUCUUCCCUGAGACGAAGACAGAGUCUAGAUUACUGGGAGACAACGAGGCAGCGCGAAGUGAGGCCGAGGGCGGUGAUUCAGUCUACUCUGAAACUAUUUCUGAGAUUUAUCAAGACCAAACCUCCCCCUUCCGCCCCAACGUUGCAUCAUACGUCGAUGAUCCAAAGACUGGCUACAAUCCUGCUGAAGACUCUGAUUUCGGUUCGCUCCCUGGAGAUGGAACUGAAAAUGGGCGGCGGGUGGACUUUAGCAAGACAAGUAGCUUUACUGGAGAGGAUGAAAGGUUUGCGUACAAGCGUGCAGCAAGCAGAUUAUGGGAAAUGUGCGGGGCGCGAUGGCACGCACGAUCCGAGCCUGGAUGGUGGAGACCUUUGCCGCUUCAGGUCAGGAGAUGGGAGCGCUCAUCAUCUGCAGAUCCAGCUACUACGAGAUCCUCAUCUUCUGCAGAGGGGACCGAUGUGAAGUUAGGGGAGUCCAUCAGCCUUGAUGAGUUUGUGCGACUGCAGGGGAAAUUAGAGAAGGAAGAGAGGGCAGCUUCCAAUCCGUUUCGUAGAAGCAAUGGACCACCUCCGAAGUUCAGUUGGACACAUGCUUGGGGUAUGAUGAAAUGGGGUAAGAAAGCAGGCCCAUGGGGUCAGGGCCCUGAAGGUCUCAGCCAGAGGAAAGGGAAGACUGGAGAUAAAUAGUCCCAAUAGAAAAAAGGGGUGUCAAUUGGUCAAUUGAUCACAGCACUUAGAUCUACCUAGGUAUGCGUUUAAUUUAAAUGAGAGAAGAUGGCGGAUAGAAUGGAGCGU